Hydractinia symbiolongicarpus is the source of this 1617-nucleotide messenger RNA. RefSeq lists its product as uncharacterized. Bases 1 to 1617 code for a protein of 538 amino acids. Lineage: Eukaryota; Metazoa; Cnidaria; Hydrozoa; Anthoathecata; Hydractiniidae. The transcript has a single exon. Gene Ontology annotation, biological process: DNA integration. The record is from RefSeq and is a predicted model, not a curated record. Gene Ontology annotation, molecular function: nucleic acid binding.
AUGACAGCUGCACAACAUGAGGUUAAGCCAAUUCUCACACCAUUUGGGAUAGAUGAAACAAGAUACUCUUCUCUGACCAAGCUGCUUAGAGUGACUGCCUACGGACAUCAAUUUAUCAAGAACAAAAAGAACAAAGCCAGGUCACAACCACAAAGGAUUACUGAAUUGACUGCUGAAGAACUCAAUGAAGCGGAACUCCUAUGGAUCAGUUCUCUACAAGGGAAACACUACCUGUCGAAUGGAAGUUUAAAUAAGAAGCAGAGCCAAAGCCAACUCAACCCGAAGAUAUAUCGAGAUGGAAUUGUCCGACUUAAUGGAAGAUUGGAAAAUUCAAGCUUACGAGAAGACACAAUAGCACUUAUUUUAUUACCUAGAGAAGAACACUUUACAAACCUCCUGAUAAAAAAAAGUCAUGCAGAUGUAUGUCAUGGCGGAGUGGCACAUACACUAGCAGAGCAACGACAAAGAUAUUGGGUACCACAUGGCCGCACUGCUGUUAAAACUACACUCAGGAAGUGUCUUACAUGCAUUCGAUAUCAAGGAGGACCAUACAAGACAAAACAGAUGUCACCAUUGCCGAAAAGCAGAGUUACUGUGUCACCACCUUUCACCAAUACAGGUAUUGAUUACUUUGGACCACUCUAUGUAAAGAAAGAAGGCCAUCAAAAGAAAGUCUGCAUUUGUCUCUUUACUUGCACAGCUGUUCGAGCCGUGCAUCUGGAAGUAGUUGAAGAUAUGUCAGCAGAAUGUUUUCUUGAUGCACUUCGUCGAUUCGUGGCAAGAAGAGGAAAACCUGAUGGGAUUAUCACUGACAACGCGAAACAAUUUAAGACAGUUCAGAAUACAACUGAUACUGCCUGGGCGAACAUCCUGGCAGAUCCAACAGUACACAGUUAUAUGAGUGAGAAACGAAUCAAGUGGAAUUACAUCAUCGAACUUUCGCCUUGGAUGGGAGGGUUCUACGAAAGACUACUCGGGACUACAAAGAUGGCAUUAAAGAAAAGCAUUGGUAAGCUUCAUUUAACGUCAAGACAAUUACAAACCAUCAUCACUGAAAUGGAAGGAGUAGUCAACAGUCGACCACUAGUUUAUAUAGACAACGACAUAGAGAACGAAGUGCUAACACCUGCACAUUUCCUUUCACUGAAUCCAAAAACUGGAACACCGAUACUUAAAGAAGCUGACGAAGAUGACGACAGAGAUGACCCCAACUACCAGAACGAAGAAAUGUACAGCGCGAAAAAAAUAUUAGAAACAUGGAAGAAAGGAAAUCGACACUUGGAACAGUUUUGGAAAAUAUGGAGAGAUCUAUACUUAUUAAACCUUCGAGAACGCAGUCAGAGAUUCAACAAACAGCCACGAAUGCAGAAUUUAAAAGAAGCAAAAGUCGGAGACAUAGUACAAAUUAAAGAUUCAGCACCAAGAGGCACAUGGAAGAUUGGACGAAUUGUGGAAAUGUUCAAAAGUCAAGACGGAGAGGAGAGAGCUGCUCGAAUUCUUAAGCCAAACAAAAACGUACUACAAAGAUCGAUUGUACAUUUGUAUCCACUGGAAUGUGAUGAGGACGAGAGGGACAACAAGGACCAGCGAGAUGACAAUCAACAGCAACACUUUUAA